Messenger RNA from Blepharisma stoltei, 1323 nucleotides. NCBI's taxonomy places the organism in Eukaryota, Ciliophora, Heterotrichea, Heterotrichida, Blepharismidae. The record is from the annotation of a GenBank genome assembly.
AUGGACAUCCGAUACUCUCGCUAUUCAUGAGUAUUUCUUGGGAUCAUCAUCUGAAUCGGCACCAUGAAUAACGCCCAGAGAUUUUGUAAUCAUUACUCAGGCAUCUCCUUCAUUGCAGCAGGCAGCGACCUUUUAGAGGACACAAACACAACAAACACAGAAUACGGGCUUAUAACUGGCCCUGCCUUCUUACUUAUCUAUGCAAUCGUAACUUUGCCAAUGGUAAUUUCUAUUCAGGGCCAUAUAAUCGAUAAACUCCCAAGGCUCAAAUGAUUCAUUUUAGGAAUUUCUGCUCUUUUUAAUUUGGCAACAAUUGCUAACGCUCUCGCAGAAAAUUUUUUGGGGCUGUUAUGGCCUAGGACUUUACUAGCAAUUUUUUCUGCUUGUUUGGACCCUGCUUGUUUUAGGCUGGUUGCGUUAUAUUUUCCUCCACUGAUGAGAGGCAUUGCUUAUGGGCUAUUUAUCGUUUCUGUAUAUUUAGGCUCUUCUCUUGCUUCUUUAACGCUGAUUUUAGCUGAUUUAGUAGGCUGGAGGGCGUCAUUUAUUAUUGUUGGAGCUUUUGGAGGAAUUUCUAGCGUGGUUUUAUGCUUAUUUAUAAAAGACGAAAGAAAUAUUUUAGAAGAAGAUGGGUUUAUUGAGAAAAAACAAAAAACUGGGGUAAAAGAAGACUUUAAAGAAGUUUUUAAAAAUAAAACACUGAUAAUCACAAUAAUUGCGACUUUUUUCAGGUACACAAGUGGCUUUGCAAGAGGAUUUUAUGAAGCUUUAUAUUUCACUGAAGAAUUUCCUAGUGAUAAAAUCGCAUUUGCAGUCGUAAACGCAACAGCGACAGCUCUGGUGCCUAUAAGUCUUAUAACAGCUGGACGAGUGUCUGACUUAAAAGAAAAAGAUGACAAGCCUAAAUGGCGUCCUUUGAUAUGCGCUUUUACCAAUUUAUUUGCAGCGCCUUUUCUAUAUGUCGCUUAUUUUGUGCCCGUUUUUUGGGUGGCGAUGGCGAGUGAAUAUAUAAUUUUCAUUGUGGGGGAGACUUAUAUUUCGAUUUCGGUAGCCAUGAUGAUGAAUGUAUCAACGCCUAGGGUUAGAGCUUUACGUAAAUUUUAGUUAGAAUCGGCAAUGCUGCUUUGUGCGUCGUUUUUAGGGGGAAGCUUGUCAACUGUGACUUUAGGUGUUUUGAACUCAUCAACUGAAGGUUUGAGGUAUGGGCUAAUUGGGAUUGUGCCGACUGGAUAUUUGUUGGCGGGGGUGUUGUUUUUGCAAGUGUCCAAGCAUUAUCCGAAAGAUUUGCCGAAAAAUAAGGUUUUGGAAAUUCCUGAAAUAGAAUAA